Molecule: messenger RNA, 402 nt
Organism: Rattus rattus (black rat)
Lineage: Eukaryota; Metazoa; Chordata; Mammalia; Rodentia; Muridae
Product: 60S ribosomal protein L30-like
Exons: 2
Cellular component (GO): cytosolic large ribosomal subunit
Molecular function (GO): RNA binding; structural constituent of ribosome
Source: RefSeq, a predicted model, not a curated record
AUGGUGGCUGCGAAGAAGACGAAAAAGUCUCUGGAGUCCAUCAACUCAAGGCUCCAGCUGGGUAUGAAAAGUGGAAAGCGUGUGCUGGGGUACAAACAGACUCUGAAGAUGACUGGAAAAGGGAAAGCGAAGUUGCUUAUCCUCGCCAACAGCUGCCCAGCUUUGAGGAAGUUUGAAAUAGUAGACUGUGCCAUGGUGGCUAAAACUGGUGUCUGUCAUCACAGUGACAAUAAUUUUGAAUUGGGUGCAGCAUGAGGAAAAUAGUACAGAGUAUGCAUACUGGCUAUCAGUGACCCGGGUGAGUCUGAUAUUAUUAGAAGCAUGCUGGAACAGACUGGAGAAGGUCCCCUGCAAGAGGAGCGUCUGCAGAGGGAGCCCCGGCUGGCUCAUUAUGCUGACUAA